AUAAGCCUCAAGUACAAAUUCCUAGUUGAAUUUUUUUACAUUUAGGUUGCUUCGAUCAUAGACUGAAAACGACGUAUUAGCUUUAGACGUUUGGAAAAUUGUGGAUAGAACGUGUUCCGUCAAACGUAGAUAAACAGGCGAACCAAACAUGGAGGUUAUCAACGAGGCUCAAAAUAAUGGUGAAAAUGCGAACACCAAAACAGCCGAAGAACGGAAGUCUGCGGCGGAACUAGCUGAAUUGCUUACUAGUGUUGUUCCGAAAAAGGAUGAAAAGUUAGUGGCUAACUUGCGCCAACAAAUUCCGGACAUCGAUAAUAUAUUCAACAUCCAUCGUAAAACUGGACACGGAACUUUUAGUUCUGUGUUUCUCGGUUCACUGAAGUGCCAGGAGCGUUUGCCAGCAGAGCGCAAGAAGUUGUUUGCCAUUAAGCAUGUCGUUCCCACUAGUCAUCCGAGUCGUAUCGAGCGGGAACUACGAUGCAUGAUGCAGAUCGGUGGCGCAUGCAAUGUGGUAGGAGUAGAUUUGUGCUUACGGCGCCAGGAAUCGGUUGCGUUUGUUAUGCCGUAUAUCCCCCAUGAUCAGUUCCAUCAGUACUACGACAAAAUGAGUCCGGCGGAAACGCAGCUCUACAUGAAAAAUUUGUUGAUUGCCUUGAAACGGGUGCAUGAGUUUCAAGUCAUACAUCGUGAUGUAAAGCCAAGUAACUUUUUAUACAACCGCAAGCUGCAAAAAUUUCUGUUGGUAGAUUUUGGUCUAGCACAAGACAUCAGUAACAAACGCGCAAUUAAGUGUACCGAAAAUAGUAAGGCGCAGGUGGUACAACAGACAGAGGGUAAGACUGGUAAAAGAAGACUUUCAAUAGAAACUACUGGGGAAACUAAUCAGCAACAUAAUGAUGCUGUGAUUCAACAGCAAAAGAAGCUAAAAAUUAACGAUGACAACCUAGAGAAUAGUACUAAACCUACCGACGAGGGACAUAUGGGUAUCGUUCCACUGCAACAACCACCACCAGUAUUCAAAACCCCACUCAAACAAUCGAAUCAAAUUAUUUCACCAAUGAAGCUUUCGAAUGUCACCAAGGAUCUGUAUAGCUCUCCGUUGGUUCGGCAGAUUAAAUCAACUGUGUUGGGGAUUAGUACUAAUAUUAAGGUAGCACAGCGACAACAGCAACGGGGAACCGUAAACAAUCAAACUGCCGUUGCACCAUUGCCUCUGAAAUCGGCAACGGGUAAUACAAGAAACCACCAGUACAAUAAUUCUUCAACUAGUUCUACAUCCAAACCAGAAUCUGUGUGCGAGUGUUUUGGUAAAAGUCAGGUAUGUAACAUCUGCCUUGUGAAGAAAGAAAUGCAAGCAUCUCGUGCUGGUACACCCGGCUAUCGACCACCAGAGGUGCUUCUAAAGUAUCCUGAUCAAACCACCGUAGUUGACAUUUGGGCGGCCGGAGUCAUGUUUAUGAGUAUCCUGUCACGGUGUUAUCCGUUUUUCAAAAAUUCGGAUGACUUUCACUCGCUGGCCGAGAUAAUAACCGUUUUCGGUGACCAGCGCAUCAAAAAGACUGCCAUUCAACUUGGGCGCCACGUCAAAACUGCUCAACGAAAGCAGCCGUUAGAUCUGAGAAAACUUUGUAUGCGUCUACGGUUCCGCUUCAGACGUCUCCGCGCACGCCAGCAGCAGGACCAGGAUGAAACGGUAACCACAUUCGCCAACAGCUGCGAUAACUGUCAGCAACGUCUGGUUGAGUGCCUUUGCGAGCAUUCAGAAGCUAAUAGAGACUUCUCGGAGGAUGAGUACUCGGAAAAGGCUUAUGAUUUACUACACAAACUGUUGGAAAUAAACCCACACAACCGUGUUUCCGCUGAGGAAGCUCUGAAGCAUCCCUUUUUCCAGGAAACUUACUAAGUGAUUUGACCUACUCACAAGUAUUAGAUCGAUCUCUAUAGCUGAACAAAAUGCCAAUGUCGAUACCGAUCAGGUUUACGAAAUCAAAUUAGGCGAAAGGGGAACAGUUUUCAAUAUUAGUGAAAAUUGAUAUUUGUUAGGUUGUAAUAGUGCAAAAAAAGUAUUUCUCGAAGAAAUCUGCAUGAUCUAGACUAGCUCUUUCUUACGCAGGAAACAAUAUCUAUAAUGAAUGUGUGUGUAUGUAUGAGUGUAUGCUGUUUAAUUUAUAUUGAAAACGAAUCGAAAUUAUUUAUUUGAAAUGAUUAAAAUUUGCUUUUAUGUAGUUGGAGUGUGUCUUCUGUUCGAAAUAAACGUCGAAUAUCUAACGAAGCCAAAAUAGGACUUUCAUAACUAUUCAACAACACCAUGGCUGCCGAGAAACCUAGGCUUAAAACAAACAAAAAACUAAAAGAGGCAAUAAACUUAUCGACUAGUAA
Messenger RNA from Malaya genurostris, 2379 nucleotides. RefSeq names its product cell division cycle 7-related protein kinase (gene Cdc7). Gene Ontology annotation, biological process: mitotic DNA damage checkpoint signaling; protein phosphorylation. Gene Ontology annotation, molecular function: protein serine/threonine kinase activity; ATP binding. The record is from RefSeq and is a predicted model, not a curated record. Gene Ontology annotation, cellular component: nucleus. The transcript is spliced from 2 exons. NCBI's taxonomy places the organism in Eukaryota, Metazoa, Arthropoda, Insecta, Diptera, Culicidae. The coding region runs from base 149 to 1903 and encodes 584 amino acids.